Caenorhabditis bovis is the source of this 4659-nucleotide messenger RNA. The record is from the annotation of a GenBank genome assembly. NCBI's taxonomy places the organism in Eukaryota, Metazoa, Nematoda, Chromadorea, Rhabditida, Rhabditidae.
AUGUCUUCCACCACCAAUUCACCAACGACACCCUCAAAUGGGUUUCCGAGUUUGCAGGAGCUUAGCAAUAGCACUGUAACUCUGGCCAACGUCACUCGCGUCCUCAACGAGACCCUCUAUUAUUCGCAGAGCGGCGAGAAUCUCGACUCGACGCAAAUCUCGGAGAUCAUGGCGAUUCUCGAAAAAUCGUCGUCACUCGACGGCAUCCGCGAGCAGGACUCGCGAAUGAUUCUGCAAAACGUCGACAACUGCUUGCUCGCCAAUCAAUCGCAACUAUUCGGUGCGGUGACAAGUACAACAACCAAUGUGUUGAGAAACAUGGUUCAGAAUACCUACGAUGAUCGAAUCGACUAUUUGAAAGGUGUGAAUCUUGGAUUCUCAGCAAAGAAAAUUAAUUGCUCGAAUCUAACCACCGAUGACGGCCUUCUCGAUUUGACGACCUACUUUGAAUUGAUCAACGCGACCACAACGAUCAGCAAUCAGAAUGCCAUUAGUGUUCCGCUUUCAGACAUAUGCGAAUCGCAAAAAAUCAGCCAUCUCUAUUUUUCCAUCUAUCGUGAUCAAAAGCUGUUCAUUGGGAAGCAAGCCUAUCGCGUCUACGAUCCAACCAACAAUUAUCCAUCAAUCUAUUCAACGUCUUCAAAUGUUGGAAGGCAUAGAAGAAGUGCCGACGACGAUGAUAUUAAUAUUCUACCACCGCCCGAUCGCUGCCAAUCGCAAAUCAUCGUGGCCAACGGCAAACCGGUGAUGAGCGCGACAAUUCUCAACGACGGCGAGACGGUGAGCAGCGUCGAGAAGCACGACGCGCUGGAGCCGCCCGUCAUGGCGAAUCUACAAUUCAACAUUGAUGAUAUGCCGCCGCCGUUGCACGGCGAAUUCAAGGUGACGUGGUGGGAUGUCGGCCGACAGGUCUGGUCAUUGGAUAGACCGUGCAAAAUUCGAAGCAUCAAGAAUGGCAUUGUUAGCGCGCAAUGUCAGCAUCUUACCGAUUUCGCGAUUAUCGUGUCGGGCUCUCUCGAUGAUCGCAUUAUCUGCGAUUCGGCGCUCUACACAACUGGCUACAUUGUCAAUAUUAUUUCAAUAGUGAGCCUAAUGUUUCUCACUGUUCUCAGCGGUUUGGUCUAUGUCAAUACAAUGUCGACGGCGAAAAUUCUAUUCUACCUACGAGGCCAGAUAUCGAGAAAAGGCGAUCUCGUCGCAUUCUUCUACUAUUUCAUGCUUCUCCUAUUCUACAUUAUGUUUGUGUUCUUUUCCGACGCCCAUGUUGUCGGCAACACGACGGGAUGCGUCAUCGUCGCCGCAAUGAUGUACUUCUUUCUCAUCAGCUCGAUAAUGCUCAAUCUUCUUCAAGGCAUCCGAAUAAUUUAUAAGUUCAUUAGUGGAAAAACGCAGAUAUUCUUCGAAGCUCUGAUUGCACCGCCGUCAGCGUUGACAAUCGGAAUAGUGUUUCCAUUCAUUCUAACAUUUCUCAUCGCGAUAUUCGCUUCGGAUUUCUUCAAACGAAACGACUCAUUCUGUUGGGUUCGACCGGAUUAUCUAACCUACGCCAUCGUCGUCCCAAUAACGAUUUUGCUCAUCAGCGCGCUCAUUUGCACAAUUUUCUCGGCGUACAAAUUAUUUUGGAGCCCAAAGAAGAAGCUCGGCGUCACAAAGGCGAAUUAUCACGACGCCGAUUUUUGGACAAAAAUCGUCGGUCUGAUUGUGAUGCAAUUCACCUUGGGAGUUCCAUGGAUCGUCCAAUAUUUUACACUUCAAUGGCCGACAACAUCCGCAUGGCACUACAGUUUCACAAUAAUUCUCGGAUCGCAAGGCACCAUCCUUCUAAUUGUCUUCUUUUAUCGAAGGCAAAGAUUAAUCAUCGAGUCUAGAAGGUCUAGCGCUAAAGUCGAAAUGAUGAAUGAAGACAAUCGAUCAGUGAAAAGCUAUCUUUUCAAUUGGCUUAUGCCGCAAUCGGUCGACGGCCGGUUUCUCAUGUUGCUGCGCAUUCUGGCGAUUUUGAUUUCGUCGCGAUUCGUCGCCGCUCACACGCUCAAUUACUCGUUUUCGCUUCAAGAGACCGACAUGUCCGAUUUUCUCAAAACCUAUUCGAUUGCCGUCAAAAUAUCGAUCGAGUUUCGCGAUGACGGCAACGCGCUUUUUACGACGUCCGUCUCCAAUUCGUCUCAAACGCAUUUCACAUUGUAUGCGAACGGACAAAACUGCGGGAUUAUCAUCGACCAUUGCAGAUUUUUAAUUGGAAACGGACAAACUUUCAAAAUUCAAAUAAACAAAAUUGAUAUGGUUUCGAACUUUUUAACAUUCACCAAUCAUGGAUCAGAAUCAAAUCUCGAAGUCUCACUGGUAGGCUGCCGCCAAAACCUGGCACCAUUGAAUUGCGUUGCUAGUGGCCAGUACUCGUCCGAUACGCAGCACAACGAUUACAAAGAUUCGCUGUGCUUUUGCUGUCACGCUUAUUUAACAUGCAGCACCUCGGCAGGUUCAGACCAUUGUGUCAGCUCGAACCCGUGGUGGAAUUAUAAUACAAUCACUUCUACGACAACAACGAUUAAAACUACGACGAAGAGACCCACAUCAACAAGCACGACUCAACUGACUACAUCGAAAACUACGAAAGAGCCGACGACUACUAGAAAAUCAUCGACGAGCACGGAAGCGGCGAGCACGAGCUCAACAAGUGUGCAAACGAGUACAACAACAUCGGAAUUACCGGCAACCGUCGAUCCAAACUCAAUUCCAACGCUGAAAAAUUUGAGCGAUAGCGGCGUCGGAAUCAAUAACGUUUCGACGGUUCUCAAUGACACGCUUUGGUAUUCGCAGCAAGGCGCCGAUUUGGAUUCGACGCAAGUCGGCGAGAUCGCCAUCAUUUUGAACAAUUGCGCCAAUUUGCGAGGACUCAGCGCUGAGAAUUCGAUUGGAAUCCUAAAGAAUCUUGACAAUGUGCUACUGGUCGACGACGAGACAAUGAGAAUGAGCGGCAGCUCAUCGGACAUGAUGUUGGGAAUGCUGCCAACAAUGGUGGAUAACACAAAAGAUGAGCAAAUCAAUUAUCUUGAUGGACAGAAUCUCGGAUUCACUGCAAAGAAAAUUGAUUGUUCGAAACGAGUCCAAGAUGAGGGACUUCUAGAUUUAGGCAACAAUUUCGAAAUUAUAAACUCAACUGUUUCAAAUACACGAAAUUCGAUUGUAGUGCCACUAAAGGACCUAUGCGCUACACAAGAAUUAAGUCAUGUGUACUUCACAAUAUAUCGAAAGACGUCAGUAUUCGUUGGACCUCAAGUAUACAGGCCAUAUGGUCCGAAACCUAAACCGCUAGCGUUUUCUGAAGGCGGUCCAUCUUUGAGGUACUCCAAAAGGAGUGAUGAAGUUCUUACAUCAUCUACAACUCCGAAUCCGAAUGAUUUGAUUCCGCCGUCGCCGUGUAAUCGACAAGUGGCACUUCCUGAGGCGCCGGUGAUGACAGCGACAUUAUUGAACAAUGGGCGGAGGGUUAGUCGAGCGACUACCGCCGACGCGCCGAUGGCAAUUCUACGAUUCAACAUCAGCGAUAUCAUCAAACCAUUGCACGGCAAUUUCAAGGUGACCUGGUGGGACAUCGGAAGGCAAAAGUGGGCCACCGAGCGGAAUUGCGAGAUCAUUUCCGAAAACGAUGGAAUCCUCGAAGCCAAAUGCCUUCAUCUAACCGAUUUCGCGAUAAUUGUGGAUGCCCUCCUAAACGAUCCGAAUGUCUGUGACACCGCGCUAAUAGAUCUCGGCUAUGCUGUCAAUUCCUUCUCGAUCGCUUCACUAAUAUUUCUCACCGGUCUCAGCAUUACCUCCUUCAUCGAAUCAUUGCCGAAGACACGCUUUUACGAUUAUUUUCGCGGCUCGUCUUACAUUCGUCGGGACUUUCUUGCGCUUGCCUACCAUCUCGAUCUCCUCCUAUUCUACAUUUUCUUCACAAUUUUCGCGAAUCAAUCAGUUUCGGGUGAGAUGUGCACAUUGAUGGCCUCAAUAAUGUACGCAUUGCUAUUAUGCUCAUUAUUCCUCACCAUGUUCCAAGGACUUCGAAAUGUCAUCUCAUUCGUCCCACAAUCCAAACUACCCUAUUUCAACAUGAUCAUGUCAUUACCAAUCGUCAUUUUUGUUAGCAUAAUCAUCCCUUUCACAUUAUCCGUCAUCCUCUUAGUCUUCACAACAUUCUUCGAUCGUCAAGACUGCUUCUGUUGGGUUCGACCAGACAAUGUGAUCGUUGGGAUCAUUGUUCCCGUCUCAUUGCUCAUUCUAAACGCGAUAGGAUGCACUAGCUAUAUUGUCUAUAAGGUCUUCUUUGGAAUGCGUCGGAAAUUCAGUGCGGGAAAUCAUCACUACGAUCCUCAUAUACUUUCAAAAGUGGUCUCAAUCCUGAUUAUGCAAGUCUCUUUAGGACUACCAUGGAUUCUUCAAUUCUUCACCCUCUACUCACCAUACACCACAUUAUGGCAUUAUCUGUUCACCAUUGUGAUGGGCUCACAAGGCACAAUGCUUCUUCUAAUCUUCCUAUACAGAACAUAUCGAAGUCGGCAGUACACUUCGAGCAGGAGGAGGACCAGCGAACGGGCCAAGCCAGGAAAAUUUCAGAAAAACUUGACAACUGAGGAAACUCUAUCCGACAGUACUGACAGCGAUUUGAAAACGUAUUAA